Rhinichthys klamathensis goyatoka is the source of this 1554-nucleotide messenger RNA. RefSeq names its product uronyl 2-sulfotransferase a (gene usta). NCBI's taxonomy places the organism in Eukaryota, Metazoa, Chordata, Actinopteri, Cypriniformes, Leuciscidae. The transcript is spliced from 8 exons. The record is from RefSeq and is a predicted model, not a curated record. Gene Ontology annotation, cellular component: membrane. The coding region runs from base 1 to 1032 and encodes 343 amino acids. Gene Ontology annotation, molecular function: sulfotransferase activity.
AUGCCAUCUGGAGUGGAGGUUAAAGAGGAGAGAGAAUCCACUUUUGUUGACGACCACGGGCCUCCCACACCAAGGGAGCUGCCAUUCCCAAGUCAGGUGAUCUACAACAGGGUUGGCAAGUGUGGAAGUCGGACAGUUGUCCUGCUGCUGAGGAUUUUGGCAGAAAAGCACCAGUUUAACCUGGUGUCCUCUGACAUCCAUAACAAAACCAGACUCACAAAGCAUGAGCAGGUGGAUUUGAUGAGAAACAUUAGCACUAUUCCACAGCCUUUUCUGUACACCAGACAUGUUCACUUUCUCAAUUUCACAAGGUUUAGGAUUGAACAGCCUGUCUACAUAAACAUCAUCAGGGAUCCCAUUAACCGUUUCCUCUCCAAUUACUUUUUUCGUCGUUUUGGGGACUGGAGAGGAGAGCAGAAUCACUUGAUCCGCACACCCCAGAUGAAAGAUGACGAGAGAUAUUUGGACAUUAACGUUUGCAUCAUGGAGAACUACCCGGAGUGCACCAACCCACGCCUCUUUUACAUUGUUCCAUAUUUUUGUGGACAACACCCUCAGUGCAGAGAGCCUGGAGUUUGGGCUUUGGAGAGGGCCAAACAAAACGUUAUAGAGAACUUCCUACUUGUUGGGAUUCUGGAAGAGCUGGAGGAUGUAUUGCUCCUGCUGGAGAGACUCCUACCUCACUACUUUAGUGAUGUCCUAAGCAUCUACAAGAGUCCAACAUUCUGGAAGAUGGGGAACCUUACAGGCACAGUGAAGAAGCACAUGCCGACUAUAGAGGCCCUGCAGGUGCUUUACCAAAGGAUGAAGUACGAGUACGACUUUUACAACUUCAUUCGUGACCAGUUCCAUUUAACCAAGAAGAAGAUCGGCCUCAAGUCCGCCUCCCAGAACUCAGCUCAUGAACCUGACUUCCUCCGUGAGCUUGCCCUCAGGACCCAAGAACCUUUGGAAGAGGAGGAGGAGGAAGAGGAGGAGGAAGAGGAGGACAUGGGGCAAGAGGAUGCCAACAUCUGGAUGGUUCAGCCCUGAGUAUUAGCCAUUGAGGUGUGAUGAGGAGAUCUCAUAAGCUUGAUGUCUAUGUCCAAUCAGGAGGUAGAGUCAACAUUCCCAGGCGAAAAUUGGGUGUGUAAUAGUGAUCCCCGUGUUUUUAACGGGACGGCCCUUCAAGACACUCUCAAGAGGAGCACAGAAGGGUCUGAAUAGUUAUUUAAGGAACUAACAAUUAUGACGACAUUUUUGUUCAUGUUUAUGGAAUUGAGCAGUUGGUUGUGGUCAUUUCCUGGUGAGAUGAUACACGAUUGGAAUUACAGGGAUGUUGUUGGAUUGUCAAAAUGGAGGGAAGAACUAAUUGUGGUAUAGCAGAAUAUGCUGUGGAAGUUUUUAGGCACCUGGAACCUGGGUGACCUCAACCCACACUUUCACACGCAAACACAUUCAGACUACGCAAUAGAGGCAAGUGAAGAUCACAACAAAGUGCCAAACCUGUGAAAAACGUGAAAAGGAUUACUGCACGAUAUAGUUGUAAUCAAAAUAAACAACUCAAAACACCAA